This is a messenger RNA of Frieseomelitta varia, 4221 nucleotides long. It is a transcript of the gene trp, whose product is annotated as transient receptor potential protein. Gene Ontology annotation, biological process: regulation of cytosolic calcium ion concentration; manganese ion transport; calcium ion transmembrane transport. Gene Ontology annotation, cellular component: cation channel complex; membrane. Lineage: Eukaryota; Metazoa; Arthropoda; Insecta; Hymenoptera; Apidae. Bases 200 to 3526 code for a protein of 1108 amino acids. The transcript has 18 exons. The record is from RefSeq and is a predicted model, not a curated record. Gene Ontology annotation, molecular function: inositol 1,4,5 trisphosphate binding; protein binding; store-operated calcium channel activity.
GACCAAGUUUCUCAACGGCUGAGAUCGAGCCGAGUGCAAGACUAGAGAGCGGAACAGAGGAGUCUGUCGAGGGUUGAUCUGACGAGUUGACUGAGGAUCAGGAUGAUUGGUUCACGUUGAUCUACGUGAUACGUACGAGGUUGUUCCUGUGGAAAUCGAUGAUCGAGUUUGAGUGAAUGUAACACGAGAGUCUCCCAGGAUGAAUCCGUCCGAGUCGCAGCAGAAUCUUCUCGCGAACGAAGCAACGGGGAGAGCGCCGUCGAUGCAAUCUUUAAGUCCGCCCACGGACUACAUUCUUGGCCCAGUUGAGAAGCACUUCCUGCUCAGCGCGGAACGAGGUGAUUGUGCCACUGUCAAAAGAUUGCUGGAAGAGAACAAGGAUCACCCGGAGAUCCUCAACAUUAAUUGCGUGGAUCCUCUCAACCGGUCUGCUCUGAUCGCCGCCAUCGAGAACGAGAAUGUUGAACUGAUCAGGCUGCUUCUCGAAUUAGGCAUUCAAGUGAAGGAUGCACUCUUACACGCCAUAAAGGAAGAGUAUGUGGAAGCUGUGGAGAUCCUACUCGAAUGGGAGGAAAGAAUACACCAGUCUGGUCAACCUUACAGUUGGGAAGCUGUCGACAGGUCGUCAUCGAACUUUACACCGGACAUAACGCCGCUGGUCUUGGCAGCGCAUAAGAACAAUUACGAAAUUUUGAAAAUCCUGCUGGAUCGUGGCGCCACGCUUCCCACACCUCACGACGCCAGAUGCGGUUGCGACGAGUGCGUGACAUCCAGCGAACAGGAUUCCCUGAGGCAUUCGCAGGCACGGAUAAACGCGUAUCGCGCGCUCACGUCGCCGUCUUUGAUCGCCUUGUCAUCGAGGGAUCCCCUUCUGACCGCUUUCGAACUUUCCUGGGAACUACGUCGGCUGAGCCAAAUGGAGCAGGAGUUUCGCUUCGAGUACAACGAGAUGCGAGAGCAGACGCAAAUUUUUUCACAGUCGUUGCUGGACCACGCUCGCACGUCUCUGGAGUUGGAGAUAAUGCUGAAUUACAAUCCCACCGGCGACAAUUGGGAGCCUGGCGAGCGGCAAACCUUGGAUCGGCUCAAGCUUGCCAUCAAGUACAAGCAGAAACAGUUCGUGGCUCAUCCAAACGUUCAACAAUUACUGGCUGCUAUCUGGUACGACGGUUUGCCUGGCUUUCGAAGGAAAAGCAUGAUCGGACAGUUUAUCGAGAUCGGGAAGCUCGGAGCGAUGUUCCCGGUGUACAGCACGAUCUACAUGCUCUCGCCGACGUCGCCGAUGGGCCUGUUCAUGAAGAAACCUUUCGUCAAAUUCAUCUGCCACUCCUCCUCCUACGCGUUCUUCUUGAUGCUUCUCGGAAUGGCGUCGCAACGUAUCGAGUACUUGGCAAUCGAAUUAUUCGGCAAUGCUUGGAUGCUGGAGAUACUGGCUGGGUGGAAGAGGCGGGAACGUGGGUGCAUCCCAGGCUUCGUCGAAUCCGGUGUCAUCAUCUACGUAAUCAGCUUGGUUGUCGGGGAAAUAAGAUCACUGUGGUCGGAUGGAUUGCUAGAGUACAUAUCGGACCUUUGGAACAUAGUGGACUUCAUUCAAAAUAUGUUUUAUGUGAUUUGGAUAAUGCUGAGGGUGACCGCGUGGAUUGUUGUUCAGAGGGAAUACUGGAGUGGCGUAGAUCCUUGGUAUCCCAGAGAUCAAUGGCAUGCCUUCGAUCCUAUGCUUCUUUCGGAGGGUGCCUUUGCUGCUGGUAUGAUCUUCAGUUUCUUGAAGCUAGUCCACAUAUUCAGCGUGAACCCUCAUCUCGGACCACUUCAAAUUUCCCUGGGGAGGAUGAUAAUAGACAUUAUCAAGUUCUUCUUUAUCUAUACUCUGGUGUUGUUCGCCUUCGGCUGCGGAAUGAAUCAGCUAAUGUGGUACUACGCGGAUUUGGAGAAGCAAAAGUGUUAUCACAUGAAGGACUUUCCGGAUCUGCCUGAUUUCGACAAUCAGGAGAAGGCUUGCUCGAUUUGGAGACGUUUCGCCAACCUGUUCGAGACGUCGCAGUCGCUUUUCUGGGCCAGCUUCGGUAUGAUAGAUUUGAUGUCGUUCGAUCUAACUGGGAUAAAGAGCUUCACCAGAUUCUGGGCUCUCCUCAUGUUCGGCUCUUACUCCGUGAUAAACGUCAUCGUGCUGCUGAACAUGCUCAUUGCCAUGAUGUCUAAUUCCUACCAAAUCAUCUCGGAAAGAGCCGACACCGAGUGGAAGUUCGCCAGGAGCCACUUGUGGAUGAGUUACUUCGAGGACGGGGACACGGUGCCCCCGCCGUUCAAUAUGGUUCCAACUGGUAAAACGUUCGAGAAGAUUAUCAAGUGCGGGAAGAGCCAGCGGCAAACCAGAUCUUUGAUUAAAAAGUCGAGGGAAAAGGCUCUGGCGAGACACGACACGGUGAUGCGAUUGCUCAUAAGGCGUUACGUAACCGCGGAGCAAAGGAAACGGGACGAGUUCGGUAUCACCGAGGACGACGUUAUGGAAAUCAGGCAGGAUAUUUCCACGUUGCGAUACGAAUUGAUCGACAUCCUACGACAGAAUGGAAUGAGAACGCCGACGAUCGACAAACAAGACGCUGCGCUUUCCGGUAAGAAGGGACGCGUGAUGGAACGUCGGCUCCAAAAGGACUUCCAAAUCGGCAUAGUGGAGGGUAUCGUGAACGCCGUGAUUCAGAGUGAGAAAGAGCCCAAGGACGUGUUCAGCCAAAUUGCAAAGGCCAUCGGCCGCAAGAGCAGCGGAAGUAAGAAGAAAGAUUGGAACGCUAUGGUCCGGAAGAACACGACUAGCAAGGACCCGAUUGGCAGCACGACCGAGGCCACGAUGAAGCAAACGCGACGCAGUAUACGCAGACACUUGCAACAUAGUCCGAACUCGGACCUGGCCUCGUUGGAUCCUAAUCGUCUGGUCGAUUACAAUCCUAACUUGUCGGAGGUGUCGCCGACCACGAGGAUCGCCUACGCGAAAUUCAUGAUGGGUCGGUCGAGGCCCGUCAAGGCAGAAGAUGGUGAAGUCAAGAACGAGGGGGAGGGAUCGCAGAAAUCCGUGCGAAUCGCAGGCGAGGUACCGAGCGGUCGCCCGGCGUUGAAGAAGAGUCUGUUGAAAUCCAUCAGCAGCGGUAGCGUGGACAAAGCUGGAGAGAAAGCUGGCGGGGCGGAAGUGAGGGCGCCGUCGCCGAUCCCGGAGGACCCGAGGGAGGACAACGUCGAGAGGUCGCCUCCGGGCAAAGCUGCCCUGGCGAAGAAACCCUCGGUUGCGAAAUCGUCGUCGCAGGAGCAAGGGGACAAGAAGGCGAGCACCGACGACGAGGAAAAGAAGAAGAAGGAGGAGGAGGAAGAGAGGAAGAAGAAGGAGGAGGAAGAGAAGAAGAAUAAGGAGGAGGAAGAGAAGAAGAAGAAGGAGACACCGAAACCCGCGCCGCGGGAAGACAACGUUCCUGUAGCCACGACACAAUUAAGAGGGAAGUCGAAGGCAACUGGCCAGAUAAUGGGCGGUUGGAUUUAACAUAAACGUUGAUAAUCUCGUCGAGGACUUACACGGUUUAUAAUUUUACAAUAGAUGAUACAUGAGAAAGAGGCAUUUUGAUUUUCACGUGUUUAUUCACUUUUUCGUAUCUGUCGCUUUCUUGAUUGUAGACGAACUGUUAUUCUGUCUUCAAGACAGAACAACCAUCGAUCACCGAUGUGACAGUUGAUUCCAUUAUUAUUCGAUGAUAAUUAAUUUUGUCGAGAGAUUUAGAUUUAGAUUUAUUGAUUACGAUAUCUUUAGAUUUAGUAUUUUCGGAUUUUUAUCUUUCAUUUCUCUGUUUUUCCGUGCCGUUUAUAACACAUUACAACGUAAGAGCGAGAUAAAAGAAACGAACAAUAUUGCGAGACAAUUUUAGGAACAAACGGACAUUCAUUCGUUGAUUGAUUCGUGGUUUUUUUUUUUAUUCGUAUACACUUAGCAUGCUGCCAACGCUUCGCGAGUACUUUCAAUUCUUUUUUCGAGUUCCGUAUGUCGGUUGGAAGGGGGCGAUUUCUUUUGAUAAAUCUUGUACGUGAUACUAAUGAUUCUUAUUCGCAUAGCAGUUUGUAAUUAGCUCUACAUGUACAUUGGUAUGAGAGGUAUUAAAUAAAUUAACGUGAUUCGAUCGUCAAUGAAUUUAUCUAACUAUUCCCCCAAUGGUGUCAAGUUAUACACUUGAAACAUAAUACUGA